Carya illinoinensis is the source of this 2074-nucleotide messenger RNA. RefSeq lists its product as uncharacterized. The coding region runs from base 49 to 1614 and encodes 521 amino acids. NCBI's taxonomy places the organism in Eukaryota, Viridiplantae, Streptophyta, Magnoliopsida, Fagales, Juglandaceae. The record is from RefSeq and is a predicted model, not a curated record. The transcript has 2 exons.
UCUCUCUCUCUCUCUCUCGAUCAUGGCUCCCACACCUUGUUAAACCUAAUGAACUUCACAGGCUUAGCCCAUUCCUCCUCUGCGACUCCCCAUUGCCGGAAACCCAACCUUCCGAGCUUGGCCUUAUAUUCCCAGCGCCGCAAGUACUACGUACCUCCGCAAACUCCUCGUUCGCAGUGGAAGUUAUUCAAUGACGGCAAGCUUGCCUUCGUUUCCUCCGGAGGAGGGCAUUACUGGCGAUCGAGAGUCGAGGUAUCAGCGAGAAAGCUCUCCGCUGGGCUCUGGAAAUUGUGGUUUGCCGAGGUCUCAUUUGGUACCGGUGGUUUAGUAUGUGGACCGUCUGAUAUGGUUGAGUCUCAGCUUGAAUCGACUUUGCUGAAUCACAAAUCCUCAAUGGAGAGGGGAGCAAAGCGGGAUCCUAGGUGUUCAGGAGUGUCUAAUGAGGUCUACCAGUUUUAUGGCCAUACGAAGCUCUCUGAAGAUCAAUCAGAUGCUUGUCGCUUUGCUGCUUCCGCUUUGCAGGCAGAACUAGUGCGUGCUAGUUCCAGAAUUCGCGAGCUUGAAGCUGAGAAGCGGUCCUCCAAGAAAAAGGUUGGGCACUUGCUGAGGAAGCUGGAGGAGGAAAGGAUUUCCUGGCAGAGCAGAGGACGCACGAGAAACCGUACGGUUGUUGAUGGUUUAAAGGAUGAAUUAGUGAGGCACAGGAAAAGUUAUCAGAUGAUGGAAAUUCUGAAUGCCAAAUUGGUCAAUGAGGUAGCCAAUGCCAAGUUAUCUGCAAAGCAAAUCGUGCAAAAGUACGAGGAAGAGAAAAGGGUCAGAGAACUAACGGUGGAAGUAUGUAAUGAACUAGUGAAGCUGAUUGGAGAACAUAAGGCUCAAGUAGAGGCAUUGAAGAAAAAGUCGAGGAGAAUUCGUGAGGAAGUGGAAGAAGAGAGGCAGAUGUUGAAGAUGGCUGAAAUUUUGCGUGAAGAACAAAUCCAAAUGAAGCUGGUUGAUGCAAAACUUGCUUUUGAAGAUAGGUAUAGUCAGAUGAACAAACUGAUAAAUGAUCUCCAGACUUUCCUGCGGUCCAGAGGUUCUACCCCGUAUGCAAACCCAAAGGCAUUAAGGAAAGCCAAGUCGAUCCAACAUGCAGUAAAAUCAAUGAAUAUUCAAGACAUCAAGGAAUUUUCGAAUGUGCCCUCGAAACCAGAGAACAUGUACUCGAAUCAUAGUGAUCAAAGAAAAGGUGAAGCUGAUGAGGGGGGAAUUGCAUCAUCCUCCAAAAUCCACACAAGUCCUAACAACAUCGCCUCUGUGAAUACGGAAACUGAAUGUGUCGAAACUGCAGAACAACGAUCUGAGAUUUGCUGGCCAUCAGCAGAGCAAUCAAAGAAGAAUGCACACCCGAGCAACGAUGAAUCCUCCGGGAUAAUGGUAGAAGAGUGUAAUGGUAAUGGGGCAGUUUCAAGUGAUGUAGCGGCACAAAGGAGGGCAACACAAGACUCCCCCAAUCCACACAUUGCUCGAGGAAUGAAAGGGCGGGUAGGUGUAGAACGGCCGCGAGCCACCCAUAAACAUAAACAAAAGUUGUUACUGGGAAACCAGAAAUCUCAAUUGCGCCACAUUUUUUAAUCAGUGAGACUUCGGUGAUGUGGGCUUCUCAUUUCUUAACAAAAUAAAAGCCCACCUCUUUAAAUUUGAGGGGAUCUUAAACCUGUUAAGUUGCCUCCUUUCUGGUAAUUCAGUUGAAAAAUUUCCUACCCGGUGGAUCAGAGGAAUUUCCUCCUCCUCUUGGAUCUAGCGAGUUAAAAGGUUUCUGUUUUUCCUAGGCAGUUGAGACCUGCAUAUAUCCACACCCUUGCACAAUUCAUUUAUAUACUAACAUAAUUGAGUAUAACAAUUCACGUACAGAUGGUACUGAUACCGUUGAGGUGUGGAACCGAUGCAAACGUUCGCGUGUUCUCGUUCCGACUCACUGUGGGCCCCUGGGGUCUUAUUCUAUGGAAAAAACCAGUAUCGUACGUGUCGGUUCCGUCACGAGAAAAAAAGACGUAGACAUCAAAGCCUAUGCGUUCUCUUUGUUUGCAUCAUG